Messenger RNA from Trichoderma atroviride IMI 206040, 1782 nucleotides. RefSeq lists its product as uncharacterized. Gene Ontology annotation, biological process: cellular response to glucose starvation; protein catabolic process in the vacuole. The record is from RefSeq and is a predicted model, not a curated record. NCBI's taxonomy places the organism in Eukaryota, Fungi, Ascomycota, Sordariomycetes, Hypocreales, Hypocreaceae.
AUGGCUGCCGCAGUCUACAACCAAGACUCAGACUACUUCAAAUCUGCUCCGAUGCGGCGCUCACAUUCCCACUCCAACCUGGGCAGCGCCUCGCUGGCGGGCUAUCACCACUGUGGCCCAGACCUGUCCAAUCCCUAUGCCCACCCUCCAACCAAGUCUUUUUCGGAUUCCGACCAUUCCUCGGCGCCCUCAUCGCCUCGCACCGCGCAUAUCGAAUCAGCAGAUGCGUCCUACACAUCCACGCCUUCUAGCAACCUCUCAAUAGCCUCGGAUUUCGAGGAGACCUUGUCCAUAGACGAAUCCCCCGAGGACCACUUCAGCCUGCCACCCUUUACUGCCGAUAAACUCUACCUGCCCCCGCAGAUUCGACCGGAUGACAACCUGGAGCCUCCGCCGAGUCCUCGCACUGGUGAUUCUUACACAGUCUCGCCCGCCGAACAGGACAGUUCCGUCAGCACCUCACGACCUGAUAGCCCUGAGCUCAGCGACCAUGCCGAGGAUGAUACGGCAGUUGUGAGCAAGCCGUCUCGGCAAGUGGACUACCUAUCCCACGAGUGGAGGGAAGAGGAUAUCUGGUCAUCAUGGAGAUACAUAAUUUCUAAAAGAGGAGAAUUUCCCAACAGUGCUAGACUGGAGAAUGCGUCAUGGAGAACAUGGAUGAAGGCUAAGAACAAUCUAAAAACCAUUUCCCCAGAGACACUCAACUGGCUAAAAGAUUACGACGUCACUUGGCUCUAUGGACCUCUUCAAUCUGGAAAGCAUAAUACUGCUAACAAGACUGGGCCCCCAAGCGUCUCAUUAUCAAAGUCAAGUUCUCUUGUCAACUUGGACAAGAUGAAGGAUACAAUGAACAACAAUAAGAAGCCCAUCUUGAAGAAGAGGAGCAUGUCGGAGAUUAUGCUCCAGAGGUCACUCUCGACUGCUUCCCUUGUCAAGCAGGCUGCUGCUGCCGUCCACGCUCAGGAAUAUCGCAGUGCCAUGCGACGACCACAAGUAAACCGGGCAAACACGGAUUACAUUUCGCUUUCGUUUUCUUCCAGACGGAUGAGCCAAGAAAGUAGCAGUGCCGCCGCUACGUCUACGGAUUCAUCGAGCAUUACAUCCCCCAACACCGAACGCAGACAUAUUCACUUCAACGAGCAGGUAGAGCAGUGCAUUGCUGUCGACGUCAAAGGCGACGAUGGAGAUGACGUGGACGUGGACAUGGACCUGUAUGGCGACGAAAGCGAUUCAGACGAUGGUGUCAUGAUGAAGCGGGUCAGGUCAAAACGACGCCCAUCAACAAAGAAACGCAUGCAGAAGAAGAUCAAUGCUGAAGGCAAGAUCAUCGCCAUGCUUCCGUCUACAACCCUCAAGUACCAAGGAGAAGACAGCCCGGACUCUCAAGAUUCAGCUAUGAAGCACAGCACACGUGCCUCUCGCAGUCCUGUUCUAUCUCCUUCGUCAUCACAGGAAACUCUCCGCCCUUCCAAGUCAUCUACUGGGUUUUUCUUCGACGAAGAUGAAGACGACGAUGAUCUGGCUCCGGAAAUUCAGAUGCCUACUCUGGGUUGGCUAUCUCCACCAUCAGAAAGUGGUGCCGGUGGAUUGCACAGAUCGACAUCUUCAAACAGCCUUCUUGACGAGCCAGCGGGCAUGCGUCGAACGCCUUCGGGGAUGUUUAUGCCAUGCGAAGAAACCGAGACGUCACCGGGGGAAGGCAUUUUUGGCCGAGUCAUUGACACUGUCAAUACUGCCCGCGACAUUGCCCAUGUCAUCUGGAAUGUUGGGUGGCGAAAAUAA